This is a messenger RNA of Geodia barretti, 1142 nucleotides long. Lineage: Eukaryota; Metazoa; Porifera; Demospongiae; Tetractinellida; Geodiidae. The record is from the annotation of a GenBank genome assembly.
AUGUCAUCUUCCCCAACCCCUCCCUCCCGGCUGCCUUCUCCCGCUCCAACAUUCCUCUCAACAAGUGUAGAUUCUGCAACCACACCCCUACUCCACCCACUCCACCCUUACACCUUGCUCCACCUCAAUCCGGGACAGAGUCUGCCGUCCCAUCCUCAAAACGGACAUCAGUACAACUAUACUCUGAUACAGACUCUGUUGUCCAACCAACAUCCAUUCAACUUCAAUCCAGGACAGAGACUGUCGUCCCAUCCACAAAUCGGACGUCCAGUGAAGCGACAUCUGCCGCAGAGACUGCUGUCCAAUCCCACAAAACGGACGUCCAUUCUGUCCAAAGUGGGCCUCAAUGCUGCGCGGAUCUCAGUCUCUCGAAGCUCCGUAAACAAGAGCAAAUAUGUCGUGAAUGACAAGUCCCCUCUACUGACUGAAGACUGCCACACCGAGGGUAGUGUGAAGACUGACACAAUGGCUAUAGAUAGUAGCAACGAGUCUCCAGUGCUAAAACUCCCGUCAUCCACACAGCAGUUGCAAGAGCCUCACGCCAGCUCUUCGAAUGAGGAACCACUGGUCCCAACUACAGCUGAGAGCAAAUCUCUAAAACUUCCAGCUGCUUCAAUGAUGCCGAGAGGAGGUCCACCUGCAGAGAGUGAGACAGACGAGAGGAAAGAGCUCCAGCAGAGUGUGUCGCAGCUCUCUCUCACUCACAGCACACACGGGAAGACAAGGAGCGGAGUUGCCGGGAGACGAGGAACGAGAAUUCUCCGAGCAAACAAACCUCCAACAAUCCCAGUGGUCAAGGCAACAGAACAGAGAGCCAAGAGGGAAUCCCUGCCCAUUAAAACUGUCGACAGGACUCGCCAGUCCACCAUGCUGCCCAAGAGAAGACAGCAGCGAGAGAGACAGACUCUUGUCCCCUCUAAAGUCAUAGCAGGUGGUAGUCACGUGAAUGCCUCACCGUACCUUAAAACAACAGCAACCGGCAAAUUUGAAGCCAAGAAAAUUGUGUUCAAGAGGACGAAUCCGUCCAACCAGGUGCCAAAGUUUAAAUCUCCCUACCACGUUUCCAUGGCCAAGACCAACAAGACCAAGAAAUGAAAACAUUUUGUACUUUUCGUCCUGGGAAUUUUUUCUUUCUGCAUUUU